Molecule: messenger RNA, 3593 nt
Organism: Paramuricea clavata
Lineage: Eukaryota; Metazoa; Cnidaria; Anthozoa; Malacalcyonacea; Plexauridae
Source: the annotation of a GenBank genome assembly
ACCUGCUGGGGCCAUGUGACCUCUCGUCCAUCCACUUUUAUAAUAAUCCUCAUUUUUUGCUUGAAAUUUCUCUGGUAUGUUGGGGUCGGGUUGGAAACUCGACUUUGAUCUUUCCGCCUGCAUAUCCACAGCUGUUAAUUUCUCCUUGGAUAAAUGCUCUGCAACCCAUAGUGGAAUCUUCCUAGCCGUGUCAUAAGCUAUCACAUGAUUUUUAUAAUGCAACAUUUCUGGGAACCUAUGGGGCUGACCAAAUUUAAAAACUUCAUGAUUCAUGACCGCAUCAACUUUUUUACCGCUUUGCCCACUUAUCAGCCGUUCACUUUUCCCAACUUUCAGGUUUUCAUGCGAAGCACAUAUUUCAUCAAUUUUUUUCUUGUUUUGACGAAAGAUAAAUGAUCCGGAGUCUUCAUCUGUGUUAAUGCUUUCAUAAUAUAUCUUCACUGUACUACCACCUAGAAAAAAUCCUGUUAAAAUGUCGAAAAAUGCGCGAUACUUUCCGCUCAUUUUAACUUUAUUUCAUUCCUUUACUUCAAUUUUUUAAAAUUUUUCAUUCACCUUCACCUGCGAACAGGCUACACUGAUCUCGUAUAGAUGCUGGACAGCGCAACCAUUUGAAGACAGAAAACGUUAUUUUUUUUUCCUUUUUAUUAAAACGUCUUCGGGCUUUAAGUAAUAAGCGUCGUUAAACUACAUUAUUUUGGCAUUAAAAUAAAAGCAGCUUCAUAAAUAUCUACCAUAAUAUGUUAGAAAUGAGUUAAUUUCUUAACAAAAUAUCUACUCUAUCCAGUGUAUAGUAUAUAGCUCAGAGGGAAACAGAGCCUGCAAUUUCCAGCGGCUUGUACUAAAUCUCGUAUACUUCAUGUCAGAGUAAGAUAUAUUGUACUCGCGUUUUAAUACUUUGAUGCAAAAGUUUUUGCAAAAUUUGCUAAUCUAUUAAAACAUCAAUUUCCAAGCAUAGUUACUGCUUAGAUCAGCGAAUGAAAUCGUGUGAUUUGACUUAUAUUUUCGUGAAAUCAUGAAAUUAUCUGGUACAAAACAUAUGAAUUUGAAAGACAUCCCAACUCGAGAUGGUACUACUAGUAGUGUACAAGAUGACUCAAAUGAUUUGAGCAAAUCUUCUGGUAAGAGGCUGAAAUUUGCACGUGUUUUUCUUUGGAAAAACUUUGAAAAUCAGACACUUUGUUACCAGGGGGGUUCACAUAUUAAAUUUGUGAGGGUAUGGGGUUGACUGUGUCGUCUCCCUCCAUUUCGAUCCAUGGGAACAAAUUGUGGGCUUUAUGGCUAUUAUAUACUCUAAAGCCUGCAACACAUGAGAGAAACUUGCCCAGCCAUGUACUUUCCCUGCACAUGUUGGGAAAACUACUCAAACAGCAAUGUACGUCAUUGAUAAGAUUGUUUGCAUUCCCCUCCAUUAUUGCCAUUUUGACAAAUGCUGUGGUUAUAGGUCUGACACCUGGUCUGACACGCUGUGGUUAUAGGUCUGUCUUCUUGCUUCACAGCUAAAGAUCCGACAACACUUUAAAAGCUAACACUAAACCCCAACUCUAACCCUGAAAACUAACCCUAACCUAACCCCCUAACCUAACCUAACCUAACCUAACCCAAAAGGGUAAAAAACACGAAGAAAAAAAAGUAUAGAGUUUAAUGAUUAUGGAAAUGUCGGACCUAUAACCACUUCCUUUGACAAAAGACGUGCAAAGAUACUAUGGGUUCUCAUUGGCUAGUUAAUUCAAGCAGCUUAGCACUAAGCUCACAUGUAACAUCCUCAGAUGUUAAGAUUUUUUCCUCACAAGGUGAAAAAUAUCAAACACAAUAGAUAUUUUAGGCCUUGAGAGGUUAAAUCCCACGAAAACUAUCUGCACACGAGAGAAUCAUGCUGAGCUAGCUGCCAAAUUAGAUGGUUAGCUCAGAAAAUUUCUCUUGUGUGCGCCAGGCUAAUGUUAAUUGAUAAAAAGCAUGUCCAUCACGACAAACUAUAUGCAUGCAAAUUUAUCUCCACAGAGAAACUAUGCCUGAUAUUUUAUAUUAACCAAUGAAAACAUCUGUCUGUUUGUUGCAUUUAAACACAUGGACAAGCAGAUUAUGAAUUCAAACAAUUUCAAGAAAAAAUAUAUUUACCAUGGAGUUCACCCACGCAGUAGUCAUGUAAAUUAAUUUCACAGCAAGCAAACUAAGAACAUUAUUAGAAAAAAGAAAAUUGUCAACGAACAAAUUACAAGAAGUUAGAUCAAAUGAUGACAUGAACAUGGUAUCAGUAGAAGAUAUGGCUGACUUAUUGUAUGAAAGUGAUGUUUUGACAAAACGUUUGGAAGAGCAAAUUGUGUUUUACCAGGUAACGAUUAUAUUAUUUAACCCAGUCAUAUAGCUGCAGUACACCAAACUUUGUUAACUUAAUUAGUCUGUCUAAUGCCAGACAAAUUGUUUUGUCAAGAGAGUGCACUUGUGAAAAUGUUGUUAAUUAUGGAUGACCCCUUCACUUAUAGCAGCUCAUUUGUGUCUCAUUUUCUUAGCAAUAAUUUUCAACCUUGUUUUUAGGACUCACUGGCUGGUUUAAGACUUCGAACUGAACAAGUGGUUUCUGAAAAUGAAAUGCUAUAUGAAAGGUUAAAUGAAAGUUCUUUCCCUGCAGAUGCUCCUGCAAGAAAUAACUCUACAGUAAAAGUAAAUAUUAGACUUUCAUAAUGAAUAGUUCUGCUUGUUAGUAACAUUUGGAAACAUCAUUACUAUAUACAGUACCAGUAUCUAAAGAACUGCAAAAAUUUUAAACAAAUCUUGAGACAGAUUGCCUUACUUAACUUUUCUAAUAUACUUAUUGUUGUAGUUUAGUCAAAAUGAAGACAGAAAAUAUCUUUAUCAACUCGAAAAUGAACUGGUACUGUUAUGUUAAUAUACAACUAGUGCUGAGUAUUACACUGUUAAUUAAGUGAAUGGGAUUUGCUUAUCAAGUACUGCUUCUCAAUGGGUUAAUGAAAGUUUGAGUAAAAUUGAUAUGAAUUAAAUAUAAAUUCUGAAUAGCUUCAUCUCUUUUUCAGGAUGAAGUUAAGAGGCUUAAUCAAGACAAAACAAACCGUUUAGAAACAAUUAUCAAAUCUACAAGGUACCAGUGCAGUUCAGUACAUUUAAUGUACAAAAGGCAAUCCUUGUGCUUCAAAAUGCGUCUAUUGUUUGUACAUAUUAUUAUUAUUUGUUUAUAUUACUUUUUAGAAAAGAACUUGACAUGUACAGAGAACGAGUGUCAAAACUUCAGUCUCAACUAAGGUAAAUUUUUGAAAAAUGCAAAGUAAGGAUUCUUAAAUUACAUUUAAGUUUCAAGAUGGUACUGUAGACUGUACAAUAUGUGCAUGUGUGGUAAAUCAAUUUCUUUCCUUUCAGAGCAAUGGACAACAAAAGUGAACAGGUCUGUGUUGUUUGUGAAUGACAUCAUUACUUUGUUUUAUCUUCUGGUUUGCUUUUCUGAGAAGUCUAAACUCUAAAGGAAACAUUAUGGUGUUUUUUCAGAAACAUGACAAUGUCUGUAUAAAAUGUGGUGGCCUCAGUUAUUUCUCCUCAAAACCUUCACUGGCACAAAUAACAACUUUGGAUAAACUGACCAG